AUGCACCUCAUUCCUCUUAACCUUGUAAAGAGGAGACUGGAAUAUCUUCUUUCCAAUUCACUGGUGGAUCAAGAUCACUUACGCCAAGCUUUAAAACGGAUGCCCUGGACUACUGGUACAGUAAUCUAACUUAUAUUUCCAUUCUGUUAAAAUUUAACAGUAUUGUUACAUGCAUGUGUUAGGGGAUAAGCUCUAAUGCUAAACAGGUUCAUCCUGCCUUCUUUUAUGAUAUUUAAUGCUACUUGUUUGUGUGUAUAUACCAAUACAAUAAGUAGGAAUACAGUAAAAACCCGCGAGUAAGAACCAGCAUUUUUCCAGGUUAGCCUAAAUGCUUCUUAUAUAACGGAUAUUUAACAGAAUUUUAGGCUAAAUUGUAUCUUAACAGGUUCUUAUUUUCUGACGAAAAAAAUCAUUAUUUCUGAUCAAGUUUUUAGUGGUAUUCAGCCUUUUUCUUAUAUGAAAUUUGCAUACCAAUGUUUAGACUAUAUUGGAACUGUAUUGGCACUUUAUUGAUGUCAACAUAUCUUAUUCUCCAGAACAUGUAGACAUUUUUUAAUUAAUUUUGAAAAUAAGAACCAGUUUCAAAACUUUAGGCUCAAGUGGUUCUUAUAUAACGGGGGUUGGUAUAACAGGCAAAUUUUAGCCUAACUGGUUCUUAAAAUAGUGGUUCUUACUCGCGGGUUUUUACUGUAAGAGCACUGAAAAUAGGCACAAUGCUUUAUUAACUACAUGAAGUUGAUUUUAGAAAUCUUAUGUGUGAAAUAUAUUUCUUAGAGUACAAAGCUGCCAGACUUCCUACAGAUCUAUCUGAAAUUGGCUUUUGGAAAGGUACGCGUCUGAAACUUAUUUUGAGAGGGCUAUUUGAGGGUGGUACUUUUAAGUGCAUACUGGGAAAUUGAGUGAGUGUUUAUUCUUUCUAUUGUCCAGUUCUAAGUAAAAAGUAAAACUUAUUUCAGUCAUGUUAUAAAUCUCUUAUUAAUCACGCUUGCUUAGGACUAUACUGGGAUAAUGACGACAAGGCAAAGUCAGGUUCAACACUGUAAAUACCAGGGUCUUAUACCUUCGGUAAAAAAGAAUUGCAUUUAUUUUUUUUUUUUAUAAUUAGGUAACUUUGAUUUUGGGUUUCAGGCUGACUUGGUUGCCACAUUCCAAAAACUGCAUCAGUGUAAUGCUGAGAAACAAGUUUUUUACACAUCAUAAAUUAAAAAAAAUAAUAAUAAUAAUGUAAUUUGUUAUUAAUUUUUAUUAUAGCAAAACACAAAAAAACAGGGCAAAUUUUAUUUAACUUUAAAUUUAUAAAUUAUUAUGUUGCAGCUGAAGAAUAUCAAAAGCUUGGCUACCCAGCUUCUGAGUUUGUUCUGGAAGGAUUACUGUCGCCUGAACAUGGUGAAGUUUGGGCCCCACUUCCAAGAAUAGUGGAGUUUGUUUUCAAUUGUGGACAAAAUGGCUGGACAUUUGAAAUGAUUGAAACUUUUCAAAAAUUGUGCUGGCGAUACUGCAUUCUUGUUGAGGAAACAUAUGGCAUUUCAGAAUGUUUAAUAACACUACAUAGCCUAACACAUUUACCAGAAGACAUAACAAGAUUCUCAUCACCAGACAAUUUCUGGUGUUUUCAGUUUGAACGAGCAGUUGGUCGAUAUGUUAAGCAGUCCAGUAAUAAUAAAGGCAUAGAGAAAAGCUUUGCACGGAGAGAAUCGCAACAAGAAUUCAUCAAAGCUUGGUCACUUGAAAAGAAACAGUGGAAGAUUGCUUCAUCCAAGACUGGUAGCUAUGACCAACAAAAGGUAGAUUAAGAUAUCAGUAAUCACUACCUCCCCCAUUGUUAGGUGUGGCGAAUGGUCAUUGAAAAAUGAUGGGUCUUGGCAAAUUUUGCAUGAGUCUCAAAAUCUCAGCACAACAAACCAGGGUCCCGGAAUCUUGGCUCGUGAAAAACACUUGAAUUUUACAAUCGCGGCGCAGGGUCUUGGCAAGUCUCGGAUUUUACCAUUUGCCACCCCUAUUAUUCAUUGUCAGGAGUUUUCAUCUUUUUAACACAUUGUUAAUGCAUCCAUCGGCCAUUUCAAUAAAUAAGUGUAGAGCUGCUGUUCCAAGCUUUAAUAUGAAUAUCAUUAAAAUUAUAAACUGUCCAUUUAUUUACAGAUGGUUGCUUCUUCUCUUCAAGCAGCAAAGGACCUUGUUAGGUGGUGUGAACUUGUAAGAGUCGACACUAUCAGAGCUAACAAUGGUGUGCUUGUUGGGAAGGGUGAAAUAGAGGCACUUCAGAGAGAUGAACGGUUGAGUAUUAAGGAUUACUUUAGAAAUGUCCCUGGCUUUGGUGAAGCACCAGACACAGCAGCAGUUUAUAGAAGUGCCUUGGUAGAAAGGGCCCAUGCUUCUGCGUGUGGAACAGUAUAUCAUACUGGAGAUGAUGCUGUAGUAUCUCAAGGAGCCAACAUGAGCAUUGUCAAAAUAUUGAAAUUCUAUUUGGUUUUUGUAAACCAGGAGUACAUUCCUAUUGUGACUGGUGAUUCUUACCGAAUUGCUACAGAUGCUCUGGGUAACAUUUUAAGGCACCCUCUCAGUGAUACCAUUGUCAUUGAGCCAUUUGAGACAUGCACAUGUUUUCAAGUACAGGAUCUGAUAAGAAAAGUCAUGCUUUAUCCAUUUCAACCUGGAAAGUUUGCUGUUGUGGAUCCCAUGAGAUCAAGAAUCCCUAUUCCCCAGGUCCUUGUACCAGUGUCUCCCCAAGUGGGUGAAAUGGUGUCUGUUCAAGGAGGUGAUGAAGAAUUGUGGAGAGCUGAAGUACGAGCUGUAGACCAUGGACAUAAAACAAUCAGGGGUUAUUUCUUUGUCAAACACCAUCAGUGGAAUGAAAAUCAGUUGUGGAAAAGGGAAUCCAUGGGCCAUGCUAUGGACACCAAUCACUUUAAGAGCAUUGUCAGUAUACUUGAUGGACAGUGGCAUGGGCCUUACUGGAAG
Messenger RNA from Pocillopora meandrina, 2958 nucleotides. The record is from the annotation of a GenBank genome assembly. Lineage: Eukaryota; Metazoa; Cnidaria; Anthozoa; Scleractinia; Pocilloporidae.